Molecule: messenger RNA, 2061 nt
Organism: Laetiporus sulphureus 93-53
Lineage: Eukaryota; Fungi; Basidiomycota; Agaricomycetes; Polyporales; Laetiporaceae
Product: P-loop containing nucleoside triphosphate hydrolase protein
Exons: 9
Coding region: 1-2061 (686 amino acids)
Molecular function (GO): 5'-3' DNA helicase activity
Source: RefSeq, a predicted model, not a curated record
AUGUCGCGCUUUCUAACUGCUCGCAAGGACGACUUCCUUACUCAGGAUCUCAUCAACACCUUACCUUCCCAGAUUUCGCUUUGUCAGUUCUCCGACAGUGAUGCGGUUAAAGCGCCAUGCCUUGUAGAGGAGCUCGCACCCAUGACUUUGGGUGUGUCCCUGCAGCUUUCGGAGGAUGCAAGCAUCGAUGCUAUCGCGCUUGCUACUGUGAACUGUGUAUAUCUUAUCACGGUUACCUGUAGUGAUGCUUCACCAAAUGCCUCUCUUCAGCGUCUCCUCCAACACGAAAGCUAUCCACUGGCUGGGUUCGGAAUGGAACAACUCGCGUUGCUGCUUUAUCGCCACGGAUCUGACUGCAGAGGCAUCGACCUUGGUACCGCACUAGCGUCUGACGGAAGAGGGUCAUGGUCGCCGUCAAUGUCCGUCUACAAGCUAUUAGAUGAUGAAGUCGACAGGCACAGAAUCAAUGAAGUUUGGUAUCGCACCAACAGGGAGAACACUUGUCUCCGUGCCUGGUUCAGUGCAAACUUGGCCGCACGCGGUAGCAACAUCGAGCAUGCAUUGAAAGUCGACACUCGUCGGUUGAACGAGGAACAGCUGGAUGUCCUCGGUCGUCUACUUGUCAACGUCAUCCUUUUGACUGCCCAGAAGCCGCUGGAGAUGGAAAACGAGCACGAACGGUUAGUGAAGAAUGAGUAUGGACAACUCGAGUUGCAAAGCGCACGAUUCAAGACGAGGGUCCGGAGGAGCGAAGAGACGUCCAUCGUUAUUCGCGACAAAAGCGGCAGAACCAUAUACGGGCGAGCGACCAAUGCGUCCGGAAAGACCACUCAUAUCGAGAUCUCACGAGGGACUUACCGCGGCGAAGUAGAGAGCAUCCACGUAGUAGGCAGAGAGGAGCCCACGAAUGCCGAGCGUGCACGCGACGAGUUCAUUCUUCGCCUGCUACGUGGUCAGGUCUACCUCGAUUCUCGCUUCAUCGAUGUUUUCUGGUUUCCUGGUCCGAGUAUUAUGGCUGACGUUAGGCUAGCGAAUACCUCAGCCUCAAAUAGCCAUCUCGAACAUGUCCAACUAAAUGAGUCUCAAAGAACGGUCACCAAUGCAAUGGUGCUUGGAAGCCAGUCUGUUAUCAUCACGCAUGGGCCUCCCGGCACUGGAAAGACGAAGACCAUCUCAACAGCUGUGGAGUUCUGGGAUCAGCGUGGUAGUCCAGUAUGGGUGAUUGCGCAGUCGAAUGUAGGCGUAAAGAACAUAGCCGAGAGCUUCUUCAAGCAUGAUAUCAAUUUCAAGCUUCUCGUUUCGAAGGAGUUCCAUUUCGAAUGGCAUGAGUACCUCUAUGAGCGUUUUCAAGAGGUCCUCAUUCGUUCGGACGACCUGUCCGGAAACAAGGACCCUGGAGCAGCAGAACGGUUGUUCGGAGGAUGCUCCGUGGUUCUGUGUACCCUCAGCAUGUUGUCGAACCCAGUGCUGGAGGAUCGCCUCAUAUUCAAGUUAAUUCCUAUGGAGAAACUCAUCGCUGAUGAGGCGUCCCAAAUUGAUGUAUUCGAGUUCAUGCAUCUUUUCCAUAAGUUCAAAGAGUUGCGGAAGAUAUGCUUUUUUGGAGAUCCCAAGCAACUCCCUCCCUUCGGCAAGGAAGCGGCACCUGGUUUACAGACCGUUUUCGAUCUCAAGCAUCUUCGGCAGCAUGCAUACUUUCUUGAUACCCAGUACCGUAUGCCUGUGCCGCUUGGCGACUUCAUUUCUCAGCAGUUCUACAGCUCUAAGUUGAGAUCGGCCCAUUCCAUUCAGGAAAUGUCGUGUGUGGCCUUUGUCGAUGUCCGGCGGGGUGAAGAGGAGCAGAAAGGCCGGAGCUGGGUGAACAUGGAGGAAGUCCAUGUUGUAGCAAACCUUGUCCGGCAUUACUAUCGAAAUCUGGAUUUUUGCAUCAUCACGCCCUACGACUCACAGAGAUCUGCCAUCGCGAAGCAACUUCAGGCUGAAGAACUCCCUUGGCAAUGCGUAUACAACGUUGACAGCUUCCAGGGUACGCUGACUGUGGUUCUGGCGCGGCUCAUUUGCUGA